AGCUGCGCCGGAAGGGGGUAGCCCGGGCUUCGCGCGAAGGCCUCAAGAUUUCGGACGCAACGGCGGCCCUGGACCUGCGCGCCCAGACGACACAAGUACCGCCGCCAGACUUUGGUGGUGGCCUGGUGGUGGAACAGGAGCAUCACCACCACCAGCAACAUCAGCAAAAUCAACAAAACCAACAGCAUCAACAGCAGCACCAACAGCAACAGCAACACCAUCAACAGCACCAGCAACAGCAGCAGCAACAGCUGCAGCAACAGCAACAGCAGCAUCAACAUCUACAGAACCAAAAUCCAGAGGGACAGCAACAGCCCCGUCCCCAUCCGCUGCAUCUGCAUCAUCAUCCACAUCAUCCACCGUUACCGCCGGGUGGUACCAAUCCUCAACUUCACUCUGGCGAUUCGGGGGGUGGGAUAGCUGGUGGUGGAGGUGGUGGUGGUGGCGGAGAAAGCACUCUUGUAAAUCCAGUUACGGGAAGCGGUCAGGGUCCAGGUUCAGGUGGUGGGGCGAGUCCUCUUAGCGGAGAGCACCACCAGCAGCAGCAGCAGCAUCAUCAUCAUCAACAACAAGCAGCGGGCCUCUUAGGGGGAGCGAGCUUGGUAGAUCCGGUAGAAGCCGCUAGAACGGCCGUAAGAAUCCACGAGGACGAAGAAGACAUCACGGAGAGAGAAGACGAAGACGAGGAAGACGAGGAGCCGAGCUCACCAGAGCCGGACCUCGAGCCCGACCCAGAACCAAUGGAGGUCCAAGCCUCUGCCGUUUCCGCAGCGGCGGCGAAUCUCCAUGCCCUUCGACAGCACGUCUUCAAGAUGUCGGAUUAUUGGCAACAGCCACAGCGUGGCCCACCCCAACAUUCGCCUGGUCUGCAACAGCACACCAAUCAAUUGUCGAACGCGGUCGCAGCUGUGCAACAGCAACAGCAGCAACAACAGCAACAACAAGCGCAGCAACAGGCGCAGCAACAAGCAGCCCAACAACAGCACAAUCAGCAGGCUUCCAUGCACAGUCCGCUGGGACAACAACAGCAGGUUAACGCGGUACAACAGCAACAACAAAAUUCUAAUUCGUCGAUGAGCCAGAGCGUGGCAUCGCAAUUACAGCAGCAGCACCAACAACAGCAGCAACAACAACAACAACAACAACACGCGAUGACGUUGAGCCAGCCAAAUUCACAGGGAGGCCAUCAAUCCUCUCCAGCGCCAACGACACCAUCGCCCCAUCAACAGGCCGAUCAUCAGGGAACAAUAAGCUCGAGCAUGGCCCAAAACCUUCAUAAUCUGGCUCAGGCCCAACAGUCAAUGUCACAAGCCUCGAGUCCGUCGUUAACCGUUCAGGCUGUCCAAGCUGCUCAGGCCCUCAAUCAGAACUUGGGCCAAGCGUUGACACAGGCCUUGACGCAAAACAUGCAACAAAACCUUGGGCAAACGUUGCAGCACAACCUCGCGCAAAGUCUAACGCCCAGUUUGUCACCGCAACAACAACAACAAUUGCUCAAUCAACCGCAAAAUCUCAGCCAAGCUGGUGCCGCUCAGGCUGCCGCGUUACAACAAAACCUCCAAAACCAGGCCCAAAAUCUGUCGCAAUCGUUGCAACAGCAGGCCCAAAACCUCAGUCAAAAUCUCGGACAGAGUCUGAAUCAACAAACGUUGCAACAGCAGGCGCAGAAUUUGAGUCAAAAUUUGCAGCAACAAGCUCAAAAUUUGACUCAAAAUCUGCAACAGCAAGCAUUGAACAUGGCUGGAACGAUGGGACAGAACGGAGGACUUGCCGGCAUGAACGUCGGUGGCAACAACCAGCAACAAAACUCCCAGAACUCAAUGCUUAGCCCUGGCGCCGGUAGCCAGGACUCUCACGAUGCAACACUCACAGAAAAACUUGUCAAUGAGCUGCAGUCUCGUGCCUCUGCUGCGGUGACCGGUCUCGGUGGUGCCGGUGGUGGAGGUGGUGGUGGUGGAGGGAUGGGCAACUUCAACGAGCGCACUCUCGAGGAAUGCUGGUCGACUCUGCAGCGAUUCUUCUCGCAGAUAUUCAUGCACAAGAGCGUGAGCGCGAUGCAGAGCGCUAUGCACGCUAGAGAUCUUGGAGCGGGCGCUCUGGGUGCUAGACCCGGUGGCGGCGGACUAGCCGGUCUCGGCGUCGGCGUUGGCGUCGGACCCGGCAUGAUACCCGGCAACGAGGUCAAGCCCCAUCAGUGCCAGCAAUGUCUCAAGUCGUUCUCCAGCAAUCAUCAGCUCGUGCAACACAUCAGGGUACAUACCGGUGAAAAGCCUUACAAGUGCAGCUACUGCGACAGGAGGUUCAAGCAGCUAAGUCACGUACAACAACACACGAGGCUACAUACGGGUGAACGACCGUACAAGUGCCACCUACCCGAGUGCGGGCGUGCCUUCAUCCAGCUGUCGAAUCUCCAACAACACCUGAGAAACCACGACGCGCAGGUGGAAAGGGCGAAGAAUCGUCCAUUCCACUGCAAUAUAUGUGGCAAGGGUUUCGCCACGGAAUCCAGCCUCCGGACCCACACGUCGAAGGUCAGUCAUGAGUUGCAACAGCGUGUUGUGUUCCAGCAACAUGCCGCUCUCAUCGGUGGUCCCAACGCUACGAGUUGUCCGGCGUGCCACAAACUCUUCCUCGGUGCCGAAGCUCUCAUGGAACACAUGAAGCACACCCACAAAGAUCCGAACGCGUCGGGAGUUGCCAUGCCCCCCGCUGACUGCACAACCUCCGUUGCCGGGGUUUACCUAGCGAAGCGGAGGACAGCGAACCACCCUUGCCCCGUUUGUGGAAAGCAUUACGUCAACGAGGGAAGUCUGCGAAAGCAUCUAGCCUGUCAUCCGGAGACGAGUCAAUUGAGCACGAGUCUUAGGAUGUGGCCAUGUUCGGUGUGCCAAGCUGUGUUCACUCACGAGAGCGGUCUGCUGAGUCACAUGGAACACAUGAGGAUGGACCCGAAACAUCAGUUCGCCGCCCAGUACGUGCUAAGUCGCGCUGCCGCGGAGAGAAGAGAACGAGAACUUUUAGCAGGCUCCAGCUUAGGAGCAGGUCUAGGUGUCUUAACGAGUCAAGGAGGAGGUCAGAGUUUGCAGCAACCAUCGAUGUGCCCGUCGCCUUCGGCCCACUCGGACAGCAGUAGUGGUAACGGAAGGUUAUCCUCCGCCGGAAGUGAACCUGGCGCCGGACUUCUCAAUAACAAUAACAACAACAACAACAACAACAUGGCCUCGCCAGGAUCCAGCGGUAACAAACUCAGUGAAAUGCUCAGAGCCGGAAGUCAACAGGCGACGGCGCAGCAAUAUCAUGACGACAUGCAGUCCCAACAACAACGCAUGGCAGUUAUGGCGGCAGCUGUACAAGCGGGUCUCCAAAACUCGGUCUCGCCGAAUCUGUCGCCGGUCGAUGUCGCGUCGUUAGCAGCAGCAAUGAGAAUGGGUAACAACGGUGAUAUGGGAGGCGGAAGUCAAGGCUCGACAGGGCAACAGCAACAGGGUGUAGGUCAAGGUGGUGGACCCGAGCAGGCGCUCAGGAUGCAUCAAGCCGAAGCAUUGCUGAGAUCGCAGGCAGAAGCUGCUUUGAGACUCGCGGUGUCGCAAGUAGCAGCGGCAAGUUCAGCAGCGGGUAACGACAUGAGACAUCAUCUUGGUCAGCACAACGGUGGCGGAGGAGGAGGCGGUGUUGGCGGCGGUUCCGGGAUGCCCGGAGGACAUCACGGGAACCAGCAACUAUCCCAGUCGGACAACCUUUCGCCUGACCUAGGUAAGUCGUCAACGACGAAUCUGAUGAUCGGGGGAACUGGGACAACUUCGGGAACACCGCCGACGGGUCUUGGCGAGGGUCUCGUUAACAGCUACAUGCAAAACGAGAGAUUCUCUGCUGGUGGUGGUCUUGGUGGUAGUGGUGGUGGAGGCGGAGGCGGAGGCGGAGGAGGAGGAGGAGGAGGAGGAGGAGGCGUCGGUGAUACUCAGUCACGGAAACGCGUGAAACUAACGGCAAGCCUGAUUCCGUCAUCAGGGGAAGCGCUUCAGCUGCAGGAGCAGCGAUUAGCACAGGCGUUAAGGCUUCACGGUGAUCCUCGGGCCCUCGGCUUCACCCUCCAGCACGUUUCGCAGCAGUCGGAUACAACGGCAGCUGCGGCGGCGGCCGCAGCCGCGGCUUCAUCGGCCACGGCUCUCCAAGUCGAGCGUGAACUCCAGCAUCAGUUGCAACAACAGCACCAGCAGUUUCAACAGCAACAGCAGUUGCAUCAACAACAGCUCCAGCUUCAGCAUCAACAACAACACCCGUCGAUGGAGCUUCCCUACCUCGAUCUCAACAACAACAACAACAACAACGAAGAUCCUGGCAGAAGCUCCGUUGCGGGGCACUAA
Molecule: messenger RNA, 4364 nt
Organism: Venturia canescens
Lineage: Eukaryota; Metazoa; Arthropoda; Insecta; Hymenoptera; Ichneumonidae
Gene: dati
Product: datilografo
Exons: 13
Coding region: 741-4364 (1207 amino acids)
Biological process (GO): regulation of transcription by RNA polymerase II
Cellular component (GO): nucleus
Molecular function (GO): DNA-binding transcription factor activity, RNA polymerase II-specific; RNA polymerase II transcription regulatory region sequence-specific DNA binding
Source: RefSeq, a predicted model, not a curated record